Molecule: messenger RNA, 7351 nt
Organism: Columba livia (rock pigeon)
Lineage: Eukaryota; Metazoa; Chordata; Aves; Columbiformes; Columbidae
Gene: SGO2
Product: shugoshin 2
Exons: 10
Coding region: 4073-7039 (988 amino acids)
Biological process (GO): meiotic chromosome segregation; meiotic sister chromatid cohesion
Cellular component (GO): nucleus; chromosome, centromeric region; kinetochore
Source: RefSeq, a predicted model, not a curated record
UUUUUAACUCAGCCACUGAAUAAUAGCUCCAGAGGUAUUGGAUGUUAUUUCCAGCUUCUCUAGAAAUGUUGUUUUAAAGGUAACAGUUAUGUGCUAGCUCUAGCUAAGUCCUUAAAAAUGUAACGCUGGUGACAUGGAUCAUUCUUUUAACCAAAUCCUAAGUAGAAGGACUUAAUAGUAAAUUUUUUGUAACACGGAAAGGAAAAUAUUACUUAAAUUUCAUUUUCAUUUGUCUAAGAGGUCCUAAAUAGCCACCCUCCUAUGACCAGCGUGCCCGGGAACACCUACUGCUAAAAAAUGGGUAUUCGGGAAAGAACAGGCGUUCGUAAAAGAAUAAUGACAGAACUGAUGGUGUAAAGCCGGUACUUGUAAAUCCCAAUCAUUUAUUCAAAGGGAAAACACAGUAGGAGGACAGAUACCUGACACUAGUGUCUGAAUACUCUCGGAAUAAACAUAUUUAGCUAUUAUUAUAAUUUGUGAGUGUUCAUUCUCACUUCAUAAUGUUUUCAUGUGUUUGACAGUCAUCUUACCUUUUGUAAAUGCUUUUACUGUGAAUUUUUGUUCUUAGCUCUUUACUAAUUGCACCAGUCCCAUCAGCUCUUGUGGCACACACCCCAAUAAUUUUACUUGCACAGCUCGCUCCAGACGUGUUGAGAUAGUGCAGGACCCAAACUGUGGGCUUGCCGCAAACUGAAUCAUAUGAGUCGCAGAAAUCUAACAAAGCGUGGAAAGAAUAGAAACCACAACAUACACAACAUGAAUAACAAUGCAAUAUUUUUAGUCGAAUAAGCUUUCAUCUCUCAUUUUUCUAUUAUGCGUUAUCAGCUCUGGAUUUACUGCUGAUAUAACGUGGUGAUUAAAAAGUGCGAACUUGCAUAUACUGUAAUUUUAGUAUCUGAUGCUAAAGAAUGGUGCUGGUUAGAGAGCACAUCUUUUAAAACGGAAGAAAUGUCAAGACCUUUUUAAGCUCUCUAUUUGACUUUAAAGAACACAUCUCCAUUUGAUAGCCAAACGGUCAAGUAUGGAUAAGGGAUGCCAAAAUAAUCUGCUUCCUUCUGCAGCGCAAUUUGAAUUUGUUCAUCUUCAGGAAUCCGAACUUCUCCAUGCAGAUAAUCCAAAAGAUCUUUAAACAGGCCUCCGUCUCAAUCCAAUUAGACAUGCUCCUGGAAACAGAAAGAAUAUUGCUGUGGUUUUACAGGGAUGUUUUGUUUCUUUUUGGCUGCUGGGCUCAGGGACCACUGCAGAACCGGACCAAACAGCCGGACACAAUGGGCUGUUCACGGCAACUGGGAGACGGUAGCGAAGCCCUGCCCAGAAAAAUGUUUAAUGUUUCAGAUAUUUUAAACAGUCAGAAGGGCACAACAAAGCAUUACUAUUCUCCAUCCAUCAGGUCUUUAAAAUGGACAUGCUUUGGCAGGAUUUCCAAGUCACAAGUGUGAAAUGUGAGCCAUGAGUAGUUUUAUUCAAGCUUUCAUAUCAAGCCAUGGUGGUGAAAAAUGCAAUCUUUCCUGAGUAAUGAAGUAUUCCGAAGCGAAGAUGAGAUCUAAAUCUUAUAUAAUGAACAGAGAAUACAGGGAUUCAUAAGUAGGAUCCAAGUUAAAUGCCAAAUGCUCUGCCAACUUCAAUUUUAUCUAUUUUGAUAUUGAUAGUGAAGAAGUAGAUUGCCAGGCCAUGGUUUGGCCGGAGCUGAGGCAGGGCCAAGCGCUGUACAAACACGGAUGUUUGCAAACAUGGGUGGUCUGUGCAAUUCAGAUGAAUUACUUGUAGGUGUAAAGUCGCGCACGCAUAAUUGUUCUGUGUCCUGGAGUUGAAGAACUCAACCGAUGCUCAGCAAAUUGGGAAAAGAGAUACACCAUAAAAUGCAGAAAUAUGUAUAAAAGUGUACAUUUGCCACAGAGCUCCCUGAUCAGAAUGUCGUAUUUACAGCUUGAACAUACUCACCUGAUUCAUCCGCUUUGAGAGGAAAGUGCCCAUUGAACACAGAAGCCAGCACUGAACCUUAAAGCGGCACAAGGAUGGACACCCUGGACAUCUCUGCCAUUGCGUCUGCAGAUGAGGAUGUUAAUCAUGAGCCAUUCAAACCUGAAACAUACAAACAGAAAGAAAUCGAAUGCCAGUUAAGGCUGAGAAUAUUCUAUAUGAGACCUAAGCGUUAGCUCAGCUCUUGCAUGUUUGUUAUGCGAUACUGGAAAUCUGCUUUGAAAACAGUGCCGGAGACAUGUUAGUGCAAAUAGUCAAAUAUUCUUUUACUGUAAAAACCUAUGGCGUUUUACUUUGCUAGGAAAUUCAGAAGUGACUCUUUUGGGACAAACAGGUGAGCAGCAUUAUACGGUCAGUACAUGCGAGGAAAACACUGGAAGGAUGUUCUGGGAAGUCUUUCUCUGGGCAUAGUUCACAGCACUAAAAAUGCAGUAAUUUUGUACUAAUAACCAAGUGGCUUCUUUAAAACCCGCUCUUUAACUAGGGCUGCUCUAACUCGCUGAAGCUGCGGCAUCGCUAGUGCCCCAUUGCCAACAAAUACCCUUCACCUGUGUGUGCCUGGAGCUCCCUGCGUGGGCGGGGAGUGUCCAGGCAGCAAAAACUGGCACGACAGCAGAAGAAAAUACUCAAACCGCCGCCAUCCUACAGUAAGAGCCUGCCCCUAUGGAUACAACUGCCAAAUAACCAGUAGGUGUGUGCUGAAGUUAACAGGGUCAAACUCUAAAUUUGUGCAAACCGUCUCAAGUUACAAGAUAAUUAUAUGUUUAGGAAAUAUAGUAAGAGAGAACUAAAUCCCAAAGGUUAACAAUAUAUUUUAAUUGCUGUCUGAAGUCCAGUAAAAAGCCAGUUAUUUAACUGUACACUGCGCAUGCAAGGAACGUGCCCUUAUUGUAUUUAAAUAGUUUCUCUGUAUUUGCCUUAGCAAGUUAACUUGGUUAUGUCUACGCAAAAUACCAACGCCAUAGGUAAGCUUUGGAGCUCAAGCUUAACUGUUUGAGGUAUGGUUACUGUUCAAGCUCAGCACAGCAUGCCCUUAGUACAGAAGCAUGCAGCAUUAUCAGCCUGCACAAGCAAACUGCCUUUUGAGCUGCGUGUUCUUGGGAAAUGAACACAGGCAUUUUGUGUUUUGGUUUGGUUUUUACUAGUUUCCAACGGGAGCCGGGUUUACACACUCAUCCUCUGUGUGUUUGUGUUUCCAUUUGCUAAAUUCAGUCAAAUUUGUCAGAGGGAAGAGGCAUGAAGAAAUGAAUUUUCAUUAAGCUUGUGCAGGAAAGGCUGUGAUUAGAGGAAAAUGUGUUCUUAAUCCUAUAAUUUCAGGAAAAACUUACAGUGUGCAGUCUGCAGUCCUGUUGGACAUCAGAGGAUCCAGAGAGAGAGAAGCCGUUCUAUAUAACCUACCCACCAGAAGUGCUUUAGUCAUAGCUCACACUUUACUAGAGCUUAUGGGAUUAAUUCCUCAAGCAAGAUUUUUCUCAGAGACAGAUUUGCAUGUAUCUAGUAAGACAAACUCAAUGCAACACUUCCCAUGUGGUCAGGGCUUCUCCAACAGGUCUGUCUCUUCUCUCUUUCCCUCAAGCUCAGUUUAAAGACUAGUCGUAGGAUCCCAAAUGACCAAAACCUACCAUUCUGCUCUUAAUAUUUAAGAUCUAUAGGCUGUGAAACCUGGCAGUGCUUUAAGCUCUUCCCCACUCUGAGCGGCUGGCAAUUAACAGGAGGUUUUUACGUGUGAAAUAUUACAGCGUGGGAGUUCCUCAGCCGAGCGUAAGGGAAAAUAUGAGCACAGGUGGAAAGGCAGUCCUUGAUGUUUUGUUUGAAAUUUAUUGCCCACAGUAGCGGCAUAAACAUUAAAUGGAAGCAAAUUGGUGAUUGCCCCUUCAGGACUCGAGACUGUUGUAAAACUGGAGGAAAUGGAAACUCCUGAGCGGGUCUGGAGGAACACGCUGCCUUCUGGAACAGAUGAGGAGAAGACAUCUCGGGAAAUGGAUGUUGGUUGUGGUCUAAAGGCAGCUGUAGCUGUUACAGCCUGGCUGUGCCUCUUAUCUCCGACUUCUGGAGCACGGGGCGUUACUGAUUUCUCUGGUUCAUUUUGGUGAUGGGGAAACAGGCGACUGCUCGAUCAUCCCCCAUUGUCACCUCAGAUGCUGUUAGAGGACACAUGCAGAAAAGAGAUGGAACAUUGCAAGCUGCGAAAUGGAACGCUUCUUUAGCAUCCAAAAUCAAAACUAAAUUAAUGAAUAACUCAUCUAUGUUUAAAGUAUCUUUAAAACAAAAUAAUAAAGCAUUAGCUGUGGCUUUGAGUGUGGAGAAAGAAAAUUCUCGGAAGCUAAAGAAUGAGAAGAUUUUUCUUCAGAAGGAAAUAGAAAAGCUGCAGUGUCAUAAUAUCUUGCUUCGUCAAAAACUAACCAGUUUGAAUAAAACUCUCACAGAAAUAGAAGCAUUUUUGAACGAUAACCUCUUAACUGCAAUAAAAAUAAGCAGUCUUUCUGAGAAUCUUGAGAGUUGCGUUCCUCUGUCGCCCGGUCCCGGCAGCCUCACUGAUGACCAGCUCAAGAGCACACAGCUGUCAGCUGGAUCUGUAGAACUGCCAUUGAAACUUCCUUUGGUUGCAACAGCUAAUGCACAACAGCAAGAUAGCCCUUUGGUGUGUGAAAUACCAAAUCCUCCCAAGUGUACCACUACUUUGUCAAAAGAAAUGCAUUCAGACCAAGUCACGUUUGUAUUAUCAGCGCCUUCUGGUACAAAUAAUCAAAAGUUCAUUGAAACAGACCCGGUGGAAACAACCAUUGACAAAAAGAUAUCUUUAAAAGAAAAUCGAUUAUGCACAGAACUAACUUGCAGCAGCGCCCUCCUGACUCAGGUGGAAAAUACCCAACCUUUAGGACAGUCCAAGGAGCUCAUGAAACAAUAUCAUCAUAGUUCAGUGCCAUUCUGUGGGAAGGUGACUGAAAGAAAGAAACAUGCAGUAAUUCCUAAGUCAGAAACGCAACCUAAUCUAAAGGAUUUUGAUAAAAAAUGUAGCUCAAAUAAUCUGCAUCAUCAUGGUAUCGACAGCAGCAGCAAUACCAAUGAUGUGAAUUUUCAGGGACGUUCAAGUGACUCAUCUCAUGUUAUCCCUUCAGCUCUUAAACUUAGCAAUGAAAGUAAGAUAGACUUUAAGAAGCUGCUUUUUACUGAAAAGACGAAGCCUGAAGAAACCAUUUAUGAUGCUGAUAUGGAGUUGACUGCCAGUGAUGCAGGUGAACUACUCACAGUUACAGCGAAAGACAAAUUACACCGAAAUCAAAAUAGGAAUGCCAAUUCUGAUCAAAUGUUAGCAAAUUUCAGAAAAGUAAAAUAUUCUAAGAAGGAUAAAGAGAAAAUUAAAAGCAAGACUGAAGUCAGUUCAAAUUUUUGUGUAGAAGAAAGGGCCACUAGGGCUGACAGUAAUGAAGUGUCAAGAACUACCGACUCACAAACUCAACAGUUACCCACAGGCAAUUCCGUAGGGAAGCAGAGUUUGCUAAAUACUGGCAAAUAUUACCAAGCACAACUUUGUCCAAGUAAAGCUAAAGAUGCUGGGGGGACAUGCCAGGUUAACUUAAUGAGUCCAAGAAAACAGGAGACAAAUAAAGACACUUUCUCAGGAAUGUCUGAAGACGUGGAAAGCAAAAUACAAAAAGCAGACUCAAACUCAUCUGGUAACAAGAUCCCACCAGAGGUUUAUUGUGCUGCAAAUUUACCAUUCCAAGAUAAUAAUUCUAAUGUGUUGCCUUCUCAGCAGGACUUUCUGCAUACAGAUGAGAAAUGUAGCAAACCAAAAAGAAACAGGAAAGCCUUUAAAAACCCUUCUAAAAUGGACAAUGCAAAGUACCAUGGAGAGGAAAAUGGGCAGUAUGAGGAAUCUGUUUCAAGUAAGUCUCAAACAGAGGUACACCAGUAUGACAGCAAGAGGAAACAAGACCAGAAGAAUAUCAUAAAGAGAAAAUACAACAAUAAAAGUAGUUAUAGACAAAGUGGAGAAACUGGAAGUGACAGCAUUCAUAAAAUUCCCCAGAAAGCAGACCAAAAGAGUAGCCGUUUUUCGCCCAGGAGAUUAAAACAUACAUUGGCAAAGGCCAGCAGGAAAGCAUGUAUAAUACCGAAAGAAAAUCUUACACAGUUCUCAACUUGUCAAAACGAAGAAUUAAAAAUUAAGGAUGCGUUGCAAGUGGGGGCUGUUCCUGGAAAUAAAGUAACAGAAACACAGCAAAUGCAAGUAGCUUUAGUUACUCAGAACGGUGUAUCUAUGAAUACACCACAGGCUAAAGAACAAGUAGAUGGUGAUGCUAAUAUGCUAAAGAAAGUAGAUUCCCCGUCAGUGGCACAUAAAACCCCUCACAUUAGUAAUUCUCCUGAUAAUCAGAUCAAGCGCAAACCCAGGUUUAGUGCUGGUAUUACUGAGACCAGAGCAGACAAAAAUUAUUCCAGGCAUAUAGAUCAGGGGAGGCAGAAUAUUUUGGAUGACCAGGAAGCCCCUUGUGAGAGAGAUUCCUUGAUGAGCAAGUUAAAGCAUACGGCUCAAAAAUCAGAAUUUAUAAAAUUCCUGCCUGUGAAAUGUUCUAAGGAUGUGCCAUUAAACACAGAGAGCUUUUUCCAGGAAGCUCUUUCCAGUGUGGAGCUCCCAGCUCUUGGUAACCAUGAUGCUUCUAUGAAGUUCUUUAUACCGAAAACCUCUGAAAUCUGUGGGGAAAAUGAUCGUACUAAAGCACUGGAUACUACAAAGGCAGAACAAAAACUGGAUCAUGUUUCUAAAGAGACUGACAAAAAGACUCUGACACCUUGUCAUGAGAGAAAGGCUUUGCAAGAUCUGACAAGCAAUAGUAUACAAUCUCGCACUUCCUCACCUAAAUCCCCCAAAAUUGUGGAAGAAAACUCAGCAGCACCAUCUAGACGAGGAAGAGCCACUAUUUGCUACAAAGAACCCAGUCUAAACUGCAAAUUAAGGCGUGGAGAUCAAUUUACAGAUACACAAUUUCUGGAUUCCCCAGUCUAUAGAAUAAAAAAGAAAAGAAGCUUUAAAAGUAAACCAAAAUUGAUUUGAAGAAGAGAAUUGCCUUCACGAGCAAUACUUCUAAAAUGGGUACAGUUAUAUAGAUGUGUGUUUAGCAGUGUAGAGUGCUUAUUGGUUUUUUAUUCAGAAGGGUUUUCCAAAAUGGAAUUUCCUGGAAAGGAUCCCCCAUACGAGGACACAGAAUUACUUCACUGAGGAAGGUAAAUGCAGGUUAGGCUCCUCUCUUGUGUUUUGCAUUUCUGGGCAGUAAUUUCUAAUCUGUUCAAAGAGUUUGCAGCACUUCUUAAUUUGUUAGAAAAGUGUAUGUGUUAAUGAGAAUUAAAAAUAAAUCACCUUUGGGAA